AUGACGAGCAGACCUGAACAUGUUGCUCCACCAGAGAUUUUUUACGGAGAAGCAGAAGCAAAAAAGUACACAAGAAACACUCGUAUUAUAUCCAUCCAGAAUGAAAUGACAUAUAGAGCCAUUGAACUGCUCGCAUUGCCAGAGGAUAAAUCUGCAUAUAUUUUAGACAUUGGCUGUGGAUCUGGACUAUCUGGCGAGGUGUUAGAAGACGAGGGACAUGUAUGGGUUGGACUGGAUAUUUCUAAAUCAAUGUUAGAUGUUGCUGUAGAGAGAGAGGUUGAAGGGGACUUAUUUGAACACGAUAUCGGUCACGGACUCGGAUUUCGGCCGGCUACAUUUGAUGGUGCAAUCAGUAUUUCAGUACUUCAAUGGCUUUGCAAUGCUGAUAAACAAUCGCAUGUUCCUCGCCGUAGACUCCAUCGUUUUUUUACCACACUCUAUACAAGCUUGUGUCGAGGUGCUCGCGCUGUGUUUCAGUUCUAUCCUGAAAGUCCAGCUCAGAUUGAAAUGAUUGUUGCUAGUGCAAUGAAGGCUGGAUUCACUGGUGGUUUAGUUGUGGACUAUCCCAAUUCAUCAAAAGCAAAAAAAUAUUACCUGUGUUUGUUUGCUGGAGUGGCUGCCAAUUCUGCCGAAAAAACUCAAGAAUUACCCAAGGGACUUGACGAGGAAGGACAGAGUGUAUCAUACUCUGAUAAACGUGUUCGCGAGCGAUACAGAAAAGGUGCACACCACCGAGUGUCUGUUAAAGACAAGGACUGGAUUCAACGCAAAAAGAAUCUAGCCCGUGCUCGUGGAAAAGAUACUGCGCAAGACUCUAAAUUCACUGGUCGGAAGAGAGGACCUCGGUUUUAAUCAACACAUCACUUUACAGCUGUAUUCACGUAAAAUGGUGCAUUUUCUGUAUCUUGUAGUGACUCC
Messenger RNA from Batrachochytrium dendrobatidis JAM81, 918 nucleotides. RefSeq names its product 18S rRNA (guanine1575-N7)-methyltransferase. Gene Ontology annotation, molecular function: rRNA (guanine) methyltransferase activity. The transcript has 4 exons. The coding region runs from base 1 to 852 and encodes 283 amino acids. The record is from RefSeq and is a predicted model, not a curated record. Gene Ontology annotation, cellular component: nucleolus. Gene Ontology annotation, biological process: rRNA (guanine-N7)-methylation. NCBI's taxonomy places the organism in Eukaryota, Fungi, Chytridiomycota, Chytridiomycetes, Rhizophydiales.